AUGCGCAGCGCCGCUCUCUCAUCGCUGUCGCAACUGCUGCUGCUGAUCGCCUCCUCGCCGCACCAUGUCGCCGCCGACGGCACCGUCUGGGCGACCCCCCACGACAGCUACUCCUCCUCCGUCGGCGUCCUCGGCUGCAAAAUCAACACGGACCGCGUCGCCUACUGGCCGGGCUCGGUGGACUGCAACAACCUCUGCCUCUCCCUCACCUACGACGACGGCACCGCCGACGGCAAGCGCACCGUGAAGCUCCUCCGCAUCGACCAGUCCCAGGGCGCCCACGACGUCAGCUACGACGCAUGGAACUACCUCUACACCGGCCACUCGGCCAAAAAGGCGCCCGUCGCCGGCGGCGCCCUGGCCAUGGACUACAAGGAGCUGCCGGCGGACGACUGCAAGGAGCUCCUCAAGACCAAGAACAAGAAGCUGCCGCUCAGCGCGUCCAACAGCAUGAACUUUCUCGCCAGCUGCCUCGACCAGCCGGGCAGCUGGGUGGCCGAGAACUACGGGCUGUACAACACCCUCGACGCGGUCUGCGCCUGGGGGUACGACGAGGAGUGCACGCUGGAUUGGCCCGCGGCGAACCAGCCCACGUGCAAGCACGCGCUCGGCAUGCCGGUGGCGCUCAAGGAUGCGCCGGUGUAUAAUGUGCAGUAUCCCACCGGGGAUGUCGUCGUCGCGUCGACGGGCGAAAAGGUGUCGAGUCCUGGGGGUAGCACCAGUCUGGCGGUGCCUUUGCCGAUGCAAAAGGGCGCGUCGGGCCGCGGGAUGUUGAUGCUGUGGAUGGCUGGUUCGCUAGUCUGGACGUGCCUCAUGAUGGGUUCAUGCUGA
Messenger RNA from Colletotrichum orchidophilum, 831 nucleotides. RefSeq lists its product as uncharacterized. The record is from RefSeq and is a predicted model, not a curated record. The transcript has a single exon. Bases 1 to 831 code for a protein of 276 amino acids. Lineage: Eukaryota; Fungi; Ascomycota; Sordariomycetes; Glomerellales; Glomerellaceae.